Messenger RNA from Penicillium alfredii, 483 nucleotides. RefSeq lists its product as uncharacterized. The transcript has 2 exons. Gene Ontology annotation, molecular function: polygalacturonase activity. Gene Ontology annotation, cellular component: extracellular region. Lineage: Eukaryota; Fungi; Ascomycota; Eurotiomycetes; Eurotiales; Aspergillaceae. The record is from RefSeq and is a predicted model, not a curated record. Bases 1 to 483 code for a protein of 160 amino acids. Gene Ontology annotation, biological process: pectin catabolic process.
AUGCGUUCAUCUUUGGUAUCAAUGCUGGCCUUCAGCGCAGCACUCGUCUUUGCUGUCCCGGCUCCAUCUCGCGUGUCAAACCUGGUCAAGAAAGCCACCUCAUGCACCUUCAGCUCGGCCGCCAGCGUCAGCGCUAGCAAAAAGUCGUGUUCGACAAUUGUGCUGGACAACAUCGAAGUCCCUGCCGGCGAGACCCUGGACUUAUCGAACCUGAAGUCCGGCACCGAGGUGAUUUUUCAAGGCGAAACCACCUUCGGAUACAAGGAAUGGAAGGGCCCGCUCAUCCGCAUGCCGGGAUCGAACAUUGCCGUUUCGGGCUCGUCGGACCACAUUAUCAACGGCGGUGGUGCGCGGUGGUGGGACACCAAGAGCACGAAUGGCGGCAAGACGAAGCCCAAGUUCUUUUACGCGCACGGCCUAGAUGACUCGACCAUUACAGGCUUGAAUGUGACUAACACCCCGGUCCAGGCAUUUAGCGUGUAG